AUGACUCUUGACAAACACUCUGAACAUGCACCCUUCUCACCUCCCCCCCCUCAACCUUCUCCUUUAACCCGGUCGACCCAGACUACUUUGACGAUGAAUGAAGCCACACGCAACAAGCUGCUUAAGAGUUACAAGACUCAGGUGGCCUCGGCGACAUCCACUGUCUUUGCUACGCUUGCUGUGGUACUCCCUUGGAAAACGUCAAAACCCGUAUGCAGACGUAAGAGAAAUCCUGACUGCUACAUGCUUCAGUCCACUGACUUUCACAGCCACAACUUUCAAAAUGUAGCUCAGUGUGUUCGCUACUUGUGGCGUACUGAAGGCCCGCGUGGUUACGUGGCUGGCGCCCUGCCACCUCUAGCGAGCGUUACGGCGGUCAGGGUUAUGAACUUUUCCACUUAUGCCUUUGCAAAGAACCGGGUCUCCAACUUUAUCCAGAGAAUGACCGGGGAGUCGCCUUUGGAAAUCUACGACCAGGAAGGCAGCAGCCCCACUGUAUCAACUGUAAUCACCUUUACCGCUGCUGGUCUCUUUGCAGGACUCGUCAGUUCGCCGGUUGCUUGUCCAUUUGAGCUUGCCAAGAACGUGGUUCAGACCUCGGUCCUGAUGUCCCACCGUUCCCAGGCCUCUAGUAAUGCGCCCAAUGACCCUUCACUGCGCAACAUGCCACGUCUCAGCACUACCGAAGCUUUCAGACAAAUUUAUAAGAGAUAUGGCUUCCGCGGAUUGUACACCGGGUUCCAUCUUCAUGCCCUGCGCGACACCGUCGGCACCGGCCUGUACUUUGGCGUGUAUGAAACUGUCAAGCAGAUUGCGGAAAAGGAAAUGGGUAAGGGAACGGGAGCGCCCGCGAUUGCUGGUGCGAUCUGCAGCACCAUGCCGUGGUUUUGUACCUACCCGCUUGACACCCGCAAGACUCGCGCUCAGAGCGUGCUGCUUGGCAAGUCCAAGGAAGUCGGAGAGGCGGCUUCGGCCAUGGCAAAGUCCAGCAUUUACAAGGCAAACCGGCGAGCUGGAUGCUUGAAUACAUCUGCUGAAGUAUUGGCUAUCUGGAAGGUUAAAUACAUCUACGGAAGUAUUGAUGAGCUGGAUGAUUGA
Molecule: messenger RNA, 1098 nt
Organism: Aspergillus niger
Lineage: Eukaryota; Fungi; Ascomycota; Eurotiomycetes; Eurotiales; Aspergillaceae
Exons: 6
Coding region: 1-1098 (365 amino acids)
Biological process (GO): transport
Molecular function (GO): transmembrane transporter activity
Source: RefSeq, a predicted model, not a curated record